GCGGCGAGACACCGCUUCCAGCAAGGAAACCCUAAACCGAAAGUAGUGAAGCUGUGAGCUAAAGAGCUCAAACUCCGAAUCUUCCUACUAAGGAUACUCUCCUUGACAUCAUGUCUCGAAGAUAUGACUCCAGAACAACCAUAUUUUCGCCGGAAGGCCGCCUCUAUCAGGUGGAAUACGCCAUGGAGGCCAUCGGUCACGCUGGAACCUGCCUGGGGAUUCUAGCCAACGAUGGAGUGCUGUUAGCAGCAGAGAGACGCAACAUCCACAAACUGCUGGACGAGGUUUUCUUCUCUGAGAAGAUCUACAAACUCAAUGAAGACAUGGCCUGCAGUGUUGCUGGGAUCACAUCCGAUGCUAACGUACUGACGAAUGAGCUGCGGCUAAUUGCACAGAGGUAUUUAUUGCAGUACCAGGAGCCGAUCCCCUGCGAGCAGCUGGUCACGGCUCUGUGUGACAUCAAGCAGGCCUACACACAGUUUGGAGGGAAGCGGCCGUUCGGUGUGUCUCUGCUCUACAUGGGCUGGGACAAACACUACGGCUUCCAGCUGUACCAGAGCGACCCCAGCGGCAACUACGGGGGCUGGAAGGCAACCUGCAUCGGGAACAACAGCGCUGCUGCAGUUUCCAUGCUGAAGCAGGACUACAAGGAGGGCGAGAUGAGUCUGUCCUCCGCUCUGGCUCUGGCCGUCAAAGUCCUCAACAAGACGAUGGACGUCAGCAAGCUGUCGGCAGAGAAAGUGGAAAUCGCCACCCUGACGCGAGAAGAUGGCAAAACCAGAAUCAAAGUGCUGAAACAGAAGGAAGUGGAGGAGCUCAUCAAGCGACACGAGGCCGAAGAGGCCAAGGCCGAGAAGGACAAGAAGGAGAAAGAGCAGAAAGAGAAAGACAAAUAAACACAGUCAAUGUCUUGGUUUCUCUUCUCUCCUCCAUCGUCACCAAAUCCUGUAUCGUUUUGUUCUUUUACAUUAAAACAUUCAGAAACUGA
This is a messenger RNA of Salarias fasciatus (jewelled blenny), 988 nucleotides long. Its product is annotated as proteasome subunit alpha type-4. The record is from RefSeq and is a predicted model, not a curated record. Gene Ontology annotation, biological process: ubiquitin-dependent protein catabolic process. Bases 111 to 896 code for a protein of 261 amino acids. Gene Ontology annotation, cellular component: proteasome core complex, alpha-subunit complex; proteasome core complex. NCBI's taxonomy places the organism in Eukaryota, Metazoa, Chordata, Actinopteri, Blenniiformes, Blenniidae. The transcript is spliced from 9 exons.